CGGGGCGCGGGCAGGAUGGGGCGGUGAGGGGCGGCCGUGCCGGACAGCCCGCGGCAGCCGCGCCGGGCCCCGAGCGAGCCGAGCGGGCGGUGGUGAAAAAGACAAUAUCAAGAUGAGUAAAAAGCCUCCAAAUCGUCCUGGAAUCACAUUUGAGAUUGGUGCUCGUUUGGAGGCACUGGACUAUUUGCAAAAAUGGUAUCCAUCUCGAAUUGAGAAGAUAGAUUAUGAGGAGGGGAAGAUGUUGGUGCAUUUUGAACGCUGGAGCCAUCGCUACGAUGAGUGGAUUUACUGGGACAGCAACAGGUUGAGACCUUUGGAGAGACCAGCUUUGAGGAAAGAGGGGCUGAAAGAUGAUGAAGAAUUUGUUGAUUUUAAACCUGGAGAAGAAGUCCUAGCUCGUUGGACAGACUGUCGAUAUUACCCUGCAAAGAUUGAAGCAAUUAAUAAAGAGGGAACAUUCACAGUGCAAUUCUAUGAUGGUGUCAUUCGAUGUCUUAAAAGGAUGCAUAUCAAGUCUAUGCCAGAGGAUGCAAAAGGGCAGGCGCGCGAGAGGGAGCAGAUAGCGCCGGAGCUGAGAUUAGUGACGGAAAUCGAACCAAAAGAAGAUUGGAUAGCUUUGGUCAAAGCUGCUGCUGCUGCAGCAGCCAAGAACAAAGCAGGAAGUAAACCUAGAACCAGUGCAAACAGCAAUAAAGAUAAAGAGGAAAGAAAAUGGCUAAAAGUCCCUUCAAAAAAGGAAGAAACCUCAACCUCUACAAUCAUGCAGGAAGUCCAGAAAAAGGAAGAGGAGCCUACAUCUAGUGACACAUUUGAAGUAGGAUUCCCUGUAGUGGAUGUUCCAAAGAUGGCCUUUGUGCAGGCAGAGAGCGCGUUAUCACACAAGAGGAAAAGUAAUCUAGGCAACUCAUUUCAGGCAAAGAGAGCUCGCCUAAACAAGAUCACUGGUUUAUUGGCAUCCAAAGCUGUUGUUGCAGAUGGUGCUGAAAAAAAGGAAGGCAACAAAGAAACAGCUCCAGUCCUGGAGCAGGAGAUUUCACCUAAACCACAAAGUCAGAAAAAAAAUGAAGCUGAUAUUAGCAGUUCUGCCAACAUUCAGAAACCUGCACUGUUAUCCUCAACUUUGUCUUCAGGAAAGGCUCGCAGCAAGAAAUGCAAACAAGAAUCUGGAGAUUCUUCCGGGUGUAUAAAGCCCCCUAAAUCACCACUUUCCCCAGAAUUAAUACAAGUCGAGGAUUUGACGCUGGUCUCUCAGCUUCCUUCUGCUGUGAUAAAUAAAACUAGUCCAUCACAGCCAGUGAAUUCCCCUAGAUCCUACAAACAUAGCCAACGGAGAAGAAGAUCACAGCGUUUAGCCACUUGCUCCUUGCCUGAUGAUUCUGUAGAAAAAGUUUCUUCUCCCUCUUCAGUUACUGAUGGAAAAGUGUUCUCCAUCAGUGGUCAAAACCAACAGUCAUCAAAAUUGGAGGUACCUGAUGUUGCUCAUGUGUCACUUGAGAAGCGUGGACCAUGUCUCCCUCUUGAUUUAAGCCGUAGUUCGGAAGUUACAGCACCAUUAUCCGCAGAAUCCACUUUCCGUAAUGAAUAUUCCAGUAAAGACAAGGAAGAUAUUCAGAUGAUUGCAUAUCUUCCUUCCAAAGCAAUAACUGAUGGAAGAGUAGCUACAACAGCGUCAGGUGCAGCUAGAAUGGAAAGAAAAGGAAAACUGGAAGAGAAAACUUCUUCAGCAUAUGGUAAAAAGAAAGAAAAAGAAAAGGAGAAAAAGGAAAAGAAGGAAAAAGAUCAUAAACCAAAACAGAAAAAGAAGAAGAAAAAAAAGAAGAAAUCAAAGCAGCAUGAUUACUCAGAUUAUGAAGACAGCUCUGUGGAGUUCCUGGACAGGUGCUCCUCUCCCUUGACGCGCUCCUCGGGCAGCUCUCUGACUCUGCGCAGUAUGUUCUCAGAGAAGAACACCUCGUACCAGUAUCCAAGAGCCAUCCUGUCUGUUGACCUUAGUGGAGAAAACCUUUCAGAUAUGGAGUUCUUGGAUGAUUCUUCCACAGAGAGUUUGUUACUUAGUGGAGAUGAAUACAAUCAGGAUUUUGAUUCAACUAACUUUGAAGAGUCUCAGGAUGAAGAUGAUGCUAUCAAUGAAAUUGUUAGAUGCAUUUGUGAACUUGAUGAAGAAAAUGGCUUUAUGAUUCAGUGUGAAGAAUGCUUGUGUUGGCAGCACAGUGUAUGCAUGGGACUGUUGGAGGACAGCAUUCCAGAGCAGUACAUCUGUUACAUCUGCAGAGAUCCACCAGGACAGAGGUGGAGUGCCAAAUAUCUCUAUGACAAAGACUGGCUUAACAAUGGACACAUGUGUGGAUUAUCAUUUUUGAAAGAGAACUACUCUCAUCUUAAUGCCAAAAAGAUCGUGUCAACACAUCACCUACUGGCAGAUGUCUAUGGGGUAACUGAAAUUCUGCAUGGACUGCAGCUGAAGAUUGGGAUACUGAAAAAUAAGCAUCACCCAGACCUUCAUCUCUGGGCUUAUUCAGGGAUGAGAAAAGAACAAGAGCAAAGAACUGUUGGGGUAGAGAAAAAGUUAGUGACUUUGCAGGAUGCUGUUAAUCCAGCUGAAAGGACAUGUCAUAGUCAAAACCAUAAAGAGCCACCCAGUAUACCCCAGAAGAUGGAAGAAACAUACAUCACAAGUGAGCACAGCUACCAAAAACCACAGAGUUUUAGUCAUGACUACAAAGCAGUCACUGACCCUAUGAGCUCAGAUGAUGAAGACACAAGUAGCCUUGAGGAAGAUCAGGAAUAUCACACAGAGAAUAAAAACUGUUUACAAUAUUCUUUUAAAGAUGGUGGCAUGAAUGAGCAGAAUUCUGCUGAAGGAAACACUGUGUUUGUUUGUAAUGAAAGAAAAGGCUCAGAAGAACAAGUGGACACACAUCUUCAAUGGCAGCUAAAUCUCCUCACCCAUAUAGAGAAUGUACAGAAUGAAGUCACCAGCAGAAUGGACCUGAUUGAAAAAGAAGUUGAUGUUUUAGAAAGCUGGCUUGAUUUCACUGGAGAACUGGAACCACCAGAUCCUCUGGCAAGAUUGCCUCAGCUCAAGCGACGCAUCAAACAGCUCUUAAUCGACAUGGGAAAAGUACAGCAAAUAGCAACACUUUGCUCUGUAUGACAAAAGGAAGAACAUAGAAGUAAAAAUAGGUUCUUUACAAUUAAUUUUAUUAGCCCCAAGACUGACAGGAAGACAGCAAAAAGCUGAGCAUUUAUCUGGUUCUUUUCUGAUUAUAUUAAUAGGCUGAAGCUUUAGAAAGAAGAGAGGAAGUUUAGAGUCAGGAAUCUGUUUUAUUGAAAAUAUGAAUAUUCAAUGUCUGGGCUUCAAAAUUAUAUGUAAUAUACUUAGAAGUGUCAAUUUCUCAGGAUUUUAACAUGUUGAACAAUAAAUCCCCAGAUACAAGAAAAUUCAACAAACAAAAACUCUUCGAAGAGCAGUGCUACUAUUUUGAAACCCUUGGCAAACAUUUCUAAAUUAGCAGAAUUCAGCUGACUAGUAAUGCAAUCCUCUUAUCUUGCUAUUGAAAGAUAGAUACAGAGAGAGCUGUGUCUUCUCUACAAGGAAGGUUUUUAGAUUAUUUCUUUCUCUUAUGAGUGUUCAGGAAAACAAACAUACUAGCUUUGAUUUUUGAAAAAAAUUACUUGUCAUGGUCUCCCUUUUAAAGUAUUUUUUUAAAUAGAAAUCCCUAGAACAGCACCCCUAGGCUCCUUUAAAACAGACGUGGAAAAUGGUCGUCAGAUGUGCCAAAUAAUAUUAAAAUCACUGGGAUGAGAGUUUAAUUAUGAAUUAGGUGAAGGUUUUUUCCAAAGUCCGACUCGGUGCCAGCAGUCCAUCCAAAAUUGUAUCUACUUUAUAUUUUUUUAUGUUCUAUAGCAGUGUUCAGGAAUCAAGGUACAAUUUUUGUCCUGGGUAGCUCUAUUCUGAUGUUGGCCCUCUGAAAACUUCACCAUCCUCAGUGGGGAUGAGGAAUGACAAGAGCGGCAAAACUGUCUCUGGCUGUGGAAAUUCUGAACCAUUAAAGGCAAAAAUCACAAGAUACCUUAUCCAAGUUAUUUUUACAAAAUUUUUCAGCUUCAGUGAAUGAAAUGUCAUGAAACCAAAGGCAACCUCCUUGCUCUGUUAGCUCUUGCUGGAUUUUGAGCCCAGGACUUCUGUGCUGAUAAGUUGCCACUGUACCCAGUGCUACAUCCGUGUCUGUGUGUGUAUGUAUAUGUGCAUAGCUAUGUGUUCAUAUAUACAUGCCAUACACAUUUCUACCUACACAUGUCUAGUUUUAUUACCACAGACUACAAGAACUGGUGGUGCAUAUUACCUUUUAACAAGCAGUUUCUAAAAUUGAAAAUAAUGUAUGUACAGGUUUUGAAAUUUGUAAAAUAUGACUGUUAAAAGGAGGCUAUUUAACUGAGGACAUUAAGAUACUUGAACAUUUUAUGCCUCAUGUCUGUUUAUCAGUUCUAGUUAUCUGUAUAAAUGCAUUUUAGAACCGAUAGACAGUAAACUUGAAUUUACCUUUUGAUAAGAGUACAAGCCACUGUACAUUCAAAAAUUAUUUAAAUUUGCAAACACACUGUUCUAUUUGUAAGGUACUGUAUGUAAAACUGUUUAUUAAAACUAUUCUGCAUACUCUACAUUUUCCACUUUUCUUCCUGAUCUACAUACAAGUUAAAAAAGAAGUGAUUGUUAUUAUGUACAGACCAUCAAAAAAUCUUGGAAUGCCUUUUAAGGAUCCAUACAACUGAAAAAUGUGCCAAAGAUGGAUUAUCUGGGAAAGACUUUGCAACCAGUGCAUUGAACUUUCAUGAUAAAACCAUUAUUGAGAAAGAAAGCAGCGUGGCUGGUUCAUUGCUAAAGUAAACCUACCCUGACCUUUCCUCUCUGUCUGUCAUACCUGAAGUGAGUUAUCACUCCUGGUGGCCAAAGCAAAAUGUAAACCCCUGUUACAGAGUGGUUGCUACUUAAAAAGUCUUCCCACAUCAAGCUUGUAGGAGACAUCACAGAGAUGCAUGAAAACAUGGAAUUAUGGAAUGGUUGGCAACUCCAUAAUGCAGAAAGAACAUUAGAGCUGUGGAGUUGUUGACAUUUUAUAGCAACUGUUAAUAAAUACUCUGUGUUAUAUAGAUGAUGCUUAAAUAACUGCUUCAAACAUGAAUAGUUGAGUGACCUACUUGCUUUUGGAUAUGUGAGAUGUUUUUAUAGACUGUUCACUUGCUGCAUAUCCUUGAAUGUGGUACUGUGUGUACUGUAUAAGAGAAGUGUAAAUCCAAGUGAAUUACUUUGAAACAAAGUGGAGUGUAUUUACAGAAUUUAUACAGCAUACACUGUAGCAAUAUUAUGCAAUGUGUGUGCAUGUGUGUUAUGUAAUAUAAUUGUAAAUGUUACGGAAGGUGGAGGUGGACUUGGAAAGUUCAGGGGGGAGGACAGAGGUUUUAUUCUUACUACAGAGAUGGAGGAAUGGUAUUCUGAAAAGGAAAUCCUAAGGUCAAAGUUGAAGUUGCCCUUGCAGCUUUAAUGUGUCUUCUGUUUGUAUGUGUAAUGGCCUCUUAAUUUACACAAAUAUGUAAUUUUACCCCUCAAGAUCCUGCCUUGUUCAGGAUGGACUGUGCUUACAAAAACAAUCUGUUCAGUUUUUUUUUUUUAUGUUCAUUGUGUAGUCAUGUAUUAUAAAAACUCUCCUGCAAUCAUUCAUAUCUUCUAAGAAAUACAAUCUCAGUGUCUGUACGGACCGUGCUAUGUAUGAUACAUCGUGUCCUGCUCCAAUGUUUCACAAACUUGUCUCAGUUUGCUUUCUCAAGUUGUGGUGCUGGUCUGUAACAUGUGGACAUUAGUUUCUGACCCUAGUUUCUCAAGUAUUCAAAGGUUUGAGAUGCUUUUGAGGUUUUUAUUUUAAACACAAGUUAAGUGCCAUAAAAAUGCUGUGUUUUGCACAGAAUGUAGCCUACAGUUAAUUGCUUUGCUCAUGUACCAGUCAAUCCCAGUGUGAUCUGGCUCUUACCAGUAUUUCUUCCUAGCUGGCCUUAUCAAGAGAAUCUUAUUCCUGUAGGCAUAUUUUCCCAUCUGUCUUCCUGCUUCCUCUCUAAAUAAGCCAGGGAUGUACACUCAGUCUGUUUGCAACAUCAUUUAUUGGGGUGUGAAUUGUGACUGCAUUGUUUUGAUGAAGGGGACAGACCCUCUCUGAGGAAAAAGAUGGCAAUGUAAGGACUGUUGGAUACGUGUGCACAGAAAGGCAAAAUGUUUAAAUUUGAAGCUUUCUGUCGCUGAAUAGGAGUUCUAAAUAGUAAUAGACAAAAGGGAAAUGCCAUUUUACAAAAGCCUCUUGUGAUUUCACAGAGCUAAAUGGCAAACUUUUGGAGCCUUUGAAUGCCCAGCUUUUUGUCGGAGGUUUAGUUAGGGGUUUUCCUGGUUUUUUUGUUUUUUUUUUUUGUUAAUGGAGGUAUCAGGGUGAUUUCAUUUCAAAGUCUGCUCCUACUUGUGACCAUACCAGAAGCAUCUACAUCAGGAAUUGUGUUUCAGUUUCAGUGAUGGCAGGACAGCAGUCCUGCAGUCAUAAAUGAGAUGUGGUGUUGAUGCUGUGAUCUGGUAUGACACGAUGGGGCUGCCAUUGGUUACAAAAUGGACGUACUUCAGGUCAUAUUGCAGGGAAUGGGUUGGAAGAUGCUUCCUGUUAACCCUUUUCUUGGGUAGCUGUAGGUUGAGUAGUGCCCAUAUUUUGGAUAUUCUGGCCUUAGAUGCAUAGACCUUUGUUCAGCUGUGGAGUGGUUUACAGUGGUAGAAGCCUGUCAUUUUUUCUCAAAUAGACAAAGAUGGGUUGCAGUUUUCUGAUAGAUUUCCUGUAUUUGCUGGGUGGCAAAGAAUUGAAACUGUGCUUCCAUGGGUGCAGUAAUCUUGUAUGGCUGACAGCCACCUGUCUCUCUUAAUUUUAUCUCUGAGCUUCUAUGUGUGUUCAUCUCUUCAUUCUGCAGCUUGCAUCUUUUUCUCCUUUCAUUCUUCAGCUUUCUGCACUCUGGCUUCUGAGGUGCCUGGAGGGUGUCACUCCUUUGUUCUCAUGCCCAGUUCUUCCUGGCUGCUGUGGGAAGCAGUCAUGGGGAAAGGCCUCUUUGGCUCUUCUGUCCACAGCCUCCAGAGCAUCCUGGGACUUGUGUACAGUUGGACUGUGUGCACCAUAAUCAAAAUCUCCAGGUGUUUUUGAUGCCUUUCUCAAGUAAGCCUCUUCUGUCUUGUGCAAUUGGUGACCUUUCUCUACUCCCAUCUGGCUUCUAAUUUAACUAGACUUGAAUUAAUAUUACAGCAAAACCCCUCUGGCACUGCUGGGCUCCGGCACUCCUUACCAAACUGAGGGUUAGGAUGCAAAGGAGUCAUUCAAACAUUACAGUAAAAUUAUAAAAGUAUUUGAUGUUGUAAACCACACUAUUUUUCCUUUGUAUUUAAAGGGAAGCUGCAACCAUUUUUCUUCACUGGAACUCUAAAGGCACAAAACAGAUCCUGAACUGAACUGGAGCUUGGUGUAAAAAUCAGCGAGUGGAGGAUGGGCAGGACUCUGCCAAAAGAGCAGUCAGGCUGUCCCAGCUGCCUUUGCCCUGUUAGUAGCUCUGAGGAGGUGCUGGUGUGUCAAAGGGGUGUGUGCAAUGAUGCCAUUCAUUUGCAAGCAGGAUUGUUUAGAACACUGGAACUAUAGGUUUUUGCUCUACUACUUAAAAAUGUUUCAGUAUAUGCACCUUAAUUUUGGAGUGCUUAUUAAAGUCAAAGGCUUAAUCACUUUGAAAUACCCAUUGCUAUUCUCACAUUUUAUUAGCCCACAAUUUUUUUCUGUUGUACUGAUUGCAUAUGGCUUUAGGUGAGAAUUUUGCAGAGGCUGUUUGAAAUGCUUCAGUAAUGGUUUCUGUUAUACUUUGUUAUGUCCUGGGCACUGGGUAUGGGGGUCUGUCUUUAGCAAUAAAUAUUAUACACUAUGUGUAUAUCUCUUUGUAUAUGGAAAACAAAUACAGAGCAUGUAACGAUGGUGAAAAUACACUGCACCGAGUGCAGACUGUGCAUUUGGCAGCCAUUCUGCACCAGCCUGAACAACCCAAAUGAAAAAUUGGAGACCACAUGGAGAAAAUGAACUAGCAUAAAAAUCAUUCAGGACAAAAGUUCCCUUCCCUUACUCUGUGGGUGGGAUAACUAAAGCUAGUUCAAUUGCUGUUUCCUUCAAACAGCUGUCUUCCUUUCCUGACAACUGGCCAAGCCUCCUGUGUUCAGCUGUAGCCAUGUGCAUCAGUGUAUUGUCACUAAAGACUCUGAGAGAGGCAGCACUGCACUAUGAUUAAAUCUUCUGUGAGAGAAGCAAAAUACUUCCUUCUGUGAUUUGUUUUUUAUAAUAGCAAUAAUGUUGACUGCAUUCUAAUACUCACAAUAAAGGUCUGUU
Molecule: messenger RNA, 8435 nt
Organism: Camarhynchus parvulus
Lineage: Eukaryota; Metazoa; Chordata; Aves; Passeriformes; Thraupidae
Gene: PHF20L1
Product: PHD finger protein 20 like 1
Exons: 21
Coding region: 113-3154 (1013 amino acids)
Biological process (GO): regulation of transcription by RNA polymerase II
Cellular component (GO): nucleus; NSL complex
Source: RefSeq, a predicted model, not a curated record